Messenger RNA from Saccostrea echinata, 1550 nucleotides. RefSeq names its product probable splicing factor, arginine/serine-rich 6. The record is from RefSeq and is a predicted model, not a curated record. The transcript is spliced from 8 exons. Lineage: Eukaryota; Metazoa; Mollusca; Bivalvia; Ostreida; Ostreidae. Gene Ontology annotation, biological process: mRNA splicing, via spliceosome. Gene Ontology annotation, cellular component: nuclear speck. Gene Ontology annotation, molecular function: mRNA binding. The coding region runs from base 134 to 967 and encodes 277 amino acids.
CUAAUAUGACGUCAGAUUCAAAUUCCGGCGUGGGGUCGGCCAUCUUGAAUAUUGUAAAUGGGUGGCUUGUAGAGAGAGUGAAAAUUAACUAAUUUUGUUGCAUAUCAUAUAGAUCAGCAAAUAGACCGUUACCAUGCCGACAAAAAUAUUUAUAGGUAACCUGGGAAGUAACUGCCGUUCAGAAGAUCUGCGUGAAUUAUUUGAAAAAUAUGGAAAAGUAACAGAAUGCGAUGUCCUAAAAAAUUUUGGUUUUGUGCAUAUGCAAAGUGAGCAAGAGGCUGAUGAUGCAAUCAAAAAUCUUGAUGGCUACACUAUUAAGGGGAACAGAAUGCGUGUGGAGCUUUCCACUGGAAAGUCUAGAGGAGGUGGAAGAGGGGGCGGUAGAAUGAGAGGAGGUGGGAGAGGAGGUGGUCGUGGCGGUGACCGAGGAUAUGGGGCACCAUCCCGUGACAGAUAUGAUCCGUACAGAAGACCCCCUCCUUACGAUGACUACUACAGAUACCCUCCCAGGGAUGACAGACGAGGACCUCCACCAGACAGAAGUGCAGGAGCCUCAGCACUUCCUGGGGGGUAUGACCCGCCAAGGGACAGAUACUAUGGGUAUGAGAGACGCCCCCCACCCCCUGAUUAUGACAGAUAUGAGCGUCCAAGGACAGCUGCAUCAGAUCCCUACUACAGAGAUCGGGGUGCCAUCGGCUCUCGUCCUCCCCCAGACUACUACAGCAGAAGUUACCCAGACCCACGAGGAGAAGGACCUCCCCCACCCCCUAGAGCUUAUGAUGAUGACUACUCGGCAAAUGGUUACUAUGAUUCCUACGAGAAGCCUCUCCCCCCAGCUCCACCAGAAGAUUCCCUAGGAUCUGGAUCCUACUAUGACAGAUUUUACAAAAAACCGCCACCCAGCCAAGGGAUUUCCAGACCACCCCCACCCCCAGGAACCAACCAAGCAGAACCUUUAUAUUUCUGAUUAAAGACUGAAAUACAUGUCACAAUGUACUAAACACAUUGUUGAUUAUUUCUUUACCUUGUUAUAUUUGCCAAGAAAUCAUGUCACCAUUUGUUCUGUUAACUUGCAUCAUAAGUUUCAUAGGAAAGCCAUGGACUAAAUUCGAGUGUCAUUUGGGUUAUGUCUCUAAUUUUUAUAUUGUUGUGAAUAGUUUGUAACUCGUACUUGUGUCAUUUUCAUUUCAUUUUUAUUUUGCCAACCUAUCUUUAUAUAAUUUAGCUAUUCCGUGUAAAAAUCAUACUAGAGUGCAUUCUCAUUUUAAGCAUAAUGUCACAUUGAUAAAAUUGUCAGUUAUGGUUUGAAGAGUGUUUAAGAGAGAGAAGAAAUGAUCAAAUUUAUUGAAUUAGAGCAUUAGAACAAAUGGAUCAUGACAUUUCACUUGAAAAGGUUUGCAUUUCUGUAAUCAAAAUUCAUUGAACUUCGUAGUUUGUAUAGUUUCUCGCAUAGCGGACAAAGUACGCAUGGUUAACUAGUUUUAGGUGUUUAUAUGUUAAAAUUGUUUUUACACAUGGAAGAAAAGAAUAAAUAUACUGUAUUGCUAAAA